CGAUGCGGGCAUAAUCGGCAGUUAAACAAACGAAAGCGAUUGGUGAUUGUGCCACUCGAACAGUUGAGUGGAGAACCAUUAUUCUCGGGAAAAUGUAACAACUGUUUCAAUAUCCAGCUGGAAAAUAAUAAAGUGAAGUAAAACCAGCAAGGUUUUCUUUUGUUGCGACUAUGGGCGGCUGUUGCUCUACUCCAAAUUCGGAUGACGAAGGAGGCUUCUACAAUCAGGGUUCUUCACAUAGGCAGGAACAGGUGAUUGCGAAUCGGCCUCGUAGUAAUCAAUUAAUUGCUCACCAUGAUAACGCUUACUUGGUACCGCCCAGGAUUCCGCCGAGUCCCUUGUUUCAAACGGUGACGACAACAACUACUACAGGUACAACUGUAUUCGGUUCGACUUCUUUACGCAACGCUAGUUCGAGACAGCAGCAGUUGUUUAGUGUUCCGGUGGUAAAUAACGUUCCCACAGCUGCUCGAAAAAAUGCAGGACGCAGGAAAAUUGCGCACGGUGCUGCACGAAACCUAAGUGGAUUAUGUGAAGCAUGCGGCGGGUCAGAUCAUAUAAAGGCAGACUGUCGCUAUCGAGAGCGACUAUGUUUUUACUGUCGCGAAAAAGGACACAUCAUUUCGAUUUGUCCGGCUAAGCGGCGUGAUCAAAAGUUUAAACAAACGCGUAGGGGACGUCAGUAGAAUUGAACCGUCUAAUACAAGAUAGGUAUUUUAUUUCUGUUUCAUGCGCUCAGUGUUUGUUCGAUUUUGUUUCAUAUCGUUGUAUUGUUGACUAAGCCAAGCCGAGUGAAAGUGAUAAAUAAGAAUUAAAACUUGAAUCAGCAUAA
This is a messenger RNA of Wyeomyia smithii (pitcher-plant mosquito), 832 nucleotides long. RefSeq lists its product as uncharacterized. The coding region runs from base 171 to 686 and encodes 171 amino acids. Lineage: Eukaryota; Metazoa; Arthropoda; Insecta; Diptera; Culicidae. The transcript is spliced from 2 exons. The record is from RefSeq and is a predicted model, not a curated record. Gene Ontology annotation, molecular function: nucleic acid binding; zinc ion binding.